AUGUAUCCUUAUUGUUGGCAGAACGAAUCCCAGCACCGCAGCUAUAACCAAUUUCUGCGGCGUUAUGUUCUGUCCAAAUUUGAAGCCUUUAAGUACAGCAUCUGCAGAAAAACGCUUGCCAGAGAGUUUUUGCUUCAGCGUGGUUACGACACCGUCAUCGGAACAGGUGGGAUCGCUCUGUCGGGAGGACAAAAACAACGUUUGGCUAUUGCUAGAGCUAUAGCAAGUGAACCAAAAAUUUUGCUUCUCGAUGAAGCAACUAGUGCAUUGGACUCUGAAACACAUCGCCUGAGCACUUUAAAGGAUGUUCAACGAAUUUAUGCGAUAGAGGAUGGUCGAGUCGUAGAAGUAGGUUAG
Molecule: messenger RNA, 357 nt
Organism: Strongylus vulgaris
Lineage: Eukaryota; Metazoa; Nematoda; Chromadorea; Rhabditida; Strongylidae
Source: the annotation of a GenBank genome assembly